Mesorhabditis spiculigera is the source of this 255-nucleotide messenger RNA. The record is from the annotation of a GenBank genome assembly. NCBI's taxonomy places the organism in Eukaryota, Metazoa, Nematoda, Chromadorea, Rhabditida, Rhabditidae.
AUGCUAUCCAAAUUUAAGAAAAUGUCCGAUGCUAAACGCCAACUCGACAACGAUCUCCAUGAUCAGCAAUUGCAUGAAAGAUGCCAACACGGUUGCCGCGACGAGUGUGAUCACGACCGCCGUCCGGAGCCUGAGCACUUGAAAAACGAGCCCAACCCGAACGAUAUGGAAUUCGAGGGCGGCAUCACCAAGGAAGAUCAGGAGGAGGCGUUUAAGGGACUGACAAGCAGAAAUGCCAUGGUUGCUGAUCAUCCA